This is a messenger RNA of Penicillium olsonii, 1893 nucleotides long. The record is from the annotation of a GenBank genome assembly. Lineage: Eukaryota; Fungi; Ascomycota; Eurotiomycetes; Eurotiales; Aspergillaceae.
AUGGCCGAGAGAACCCAACCCCCGGCAACAGCUUGUGCUGAGCUUAUAUCUCUGAAUUACUUCUUUCAUCAGGUUCCCGUUCCCGUCGCUCGAAAUACAUUCGAUAAUUCUUCACUCCAACAAGAUUCUAUUUUACCUUUCUCCGAAGAGCGCAGGCUGACCGAAGUCCUUGCAUUUCUGGCAAAAACCACGGAUGGGUGGACUCAUAUUCCUGCUGUCUGUCUACAACAAGACCCGCUCGGCACUUCUAUGACUGUCAUCAUAGCAAUCAAUAAGAAGAGUUACCAUGAUGGAGAUGUCAUUCUACAAAGACUGAAGAAUAACUUCGAGGAGGUUUUCAGAGUGAUUCAAAGUCUGAACCACGGUCGGUGUCAACAAAAUUGCAUGGAGGGUUCAAAGUUGACCAUUUCAGAUACAGACGAUGAUGAGGCACCGAGGAAGAUCUUCAGCUCAAUCAUAAAAAUGUGCUCAUUGCGAAUACUGUGCCGGCUCAGGCUAAAGAGGGGAAAAGACAAAAAGUCCAUCCAAACUCUGCUAAAAGAGGCCAUUUUUGGGAUCCAACGCAUUGAUUCAGAGAAGCUCGCCAGUAGAGACUUGUCGAUUGCAUCGUCAACGUUCACCACCGAGGCAAAAAGUGUGAUGCAACUCGUUGACCGAUGGACAAAUCACCAGACCCCGGACAAGCUAGGUGAUCUUGUGGAGGGAAUACAUCACUUCAAACAGACAACGCCGCGAUUCCACACCUUGUUAGAUCUCAUCUCGAAUCAGCACAUGGAUCCUAGCUCCAGGUCCAGUUUACUGAACAUCAUAAGAAAGGUCUCCAGAUACUGGACAGCCGCAAGACAACUUCAUCGAGCAGCCAAGAAGUACCCGUUAGUGCGGGACAUGAAGGUUCAACCAGCCUGCCUGCCUGAGCAAGCGUUCGAGGGACAAACUGCCUCCAGCGAUAAAUUCAAUUUAGAUUCAGGUCUAUACAGACUUGGUAUUGCCAAAAAGCAGCAGAAUGAUGUCUCUCGGCUCUGUCAGAAUCUGAGAAUUAACGAAUCGGCCGCCCGCGCCAGGUAUGAAGAAGCCAAGAAGGCUCUUUCAGCACCCAAAAUCCACGCUGAAAUCCAAAUCAUCGCAUUUUGCGAGAUGCAAGCUCCAAAGCUAUUUCCGCGAACAGUCAGCUCGAGUAAGGAUGCAUGCUUUCUUUGCAACAGCUUCAUUCAGCUAUACGGGCGCAUCCACACCCCGAGAGGCCAUGGUCGGCUGUAUCCAGGCUGGAGACUGCCGAAUCUACCGCAGUUGGAAAUGCUGCAGCAGAGACUCAAUAAGAAACUCCUCGAGGGUUUGCAGAAGACUGUCUCAUUUGGUUUAGCUCAUGGGAAGCUGUCUAUUCAUCCGUGUCCGAAUGAGAGCAACAUUCUCACUUCAUCAAACUCGGGAACGGCAACGAGCGUACCGGAGCGUAUGUCGGAGAGCUCUGUCGGGGCUAGUUCCUCAGAUGAUUCGUCUGUCACUUUGUCCGGCGAUCCUCCGGAGUAUGGAUCAUUGUCGCCAGUCAACCCUGCAAACGAACAGAGCCUAUCGUGCAGUUCGAUACGUACCGUUUACUUGUCCGAGGGGGAGGCGACCAAACACUUUGUAAAAUACAAUCAGCCUAUUUGUUUUGAGGUCGCGGGCUCUCUUCGAGUCUAUUUUAGUUUCCAAGAAACUGCCCAGACAAAGACCGAUUGCAUCGGGUGUGAUGUCGAGAGAUUCACAGCCGCCUCCAUCGAGUCCUUGAGUAGGAAUUGUCCUCUUGUGGAUGUGAGGCAGUUGGAGGGUGAGGUUACAUUGCCGCUGUCGGGUGAUAAUGCAUUCUGUCUCGUUUCUGGGGAUGUGGCGUUGAAAAUAAAUACAAACAGAUGA